CUGCUGUCUUAGUUCACCUAGAUCCGCUCCAACCCUCAAACACGCGAGUGCCUGUGCUGUCACUGCGACUCAUGGAGAAACCAUCUGUUCUCAACUAUCACAAGGAGACAAACUUUGAGGAAUUUAAAUAAAGAAACACCUGCAGACAUGAGGUUUUGGGGAGGAGGAGGAGGAGCGGCGCUCCUGAUGCUGCUGCUCGGCCGCUGCUGCUGCCCCAGUCCCGACAGGAAAGUGUGUCAGGGAAUGAGUAACCAGCUGACAUUGUUGGGCACCCAUGAUAAUCACUAUGACAACAUGGUGAGGAUGUACUCCAACUGCUCCGUGGUCCUGGAGAACUUGGAGAUCACCUACACCCGGGAGCACCAGGACCUGUCCUUCCUCCAGUCCAUCCAGGAAGUUGGCGGCUACAUUCUGAUCGCCAUGAACGAGGCUGCCAACAUCCCGUUGGUCAAUCUGAGGCUGAUCCGAGGCCAGAACCUCUACGAAAACCAAUACGCUCUGCUGGUGAUAUCCAACUACAACAGGAACACCUCUUCUGCAACUCUCAACUACACCAGUGGGCUGAGACAGCUGCAGCUCAGCAGCCUGACGGAGAUUCUGAAGGGAGGGGUAAAGAUGACCCACAAUCCUUUGCUGUGUAACACUGAAACCAUCCAGUGGUGGGACAUCCUGGACAAAGCCAGCAAUCCCAGCAUGCUUUUCAAAACGGAAACCUUCACACGUAAAUGUGAGAAGUGUGAUCCUGGGUGUGUAAAUGGUUCGUGUUGGGCAGCAGGACCGGAUCACUGUCAGAGAUUCACAAAGUUGCAGUGCGCGGAGCAGUGCAGCAGAAGGUGUCGCGGUCCAAAGCCCAUCGACUGCUGUAAUGAACACUGUGCUGCUGGCUGCACAGGACCUCGAGCCACCGAUUGCCUGGCCUGCAGGGAUUUUAAUGAUGAUGGAACCUGUAAAGAUGCUUGUCCUCCUCUGACACUCUAUGACCCCAAAACCCACCAGGUGGUCAACAACCCCAACGCCAAGUUCACCUUUGGGGCAACCUGUUUCAAGGCCUGCCCACAUAAUUACGUGGUGACAGGUGGAUCAUGUGUUCGUACCUGCAGCGCUGGAAUGUACGAGGUGGAGGAGAACGGAGUCCAACGCUGCAAAGCAUGUGACGGUCCCUGUCCUAAAGUCUGUGACGGAGUCGGCAUUGGCACUCUGAUCAACACCAUGGCCGUCAACGCCUCAAAUAUUGAAUCCUUCCGGAACUGCACAAAGAUAAAUGGGGACGUCUCCCUCAUUGAAACCUCUUUCACUGGGGACGCACACUAUAAAAUCCCACCCAUGGACCCGGCUAAACUGGAGUACUUCAGGACAGUGAAGGAAAUCACAGGUUUCCUGCUGAUCCAGUCCUGGCCAGAGAAUCUGACCUCUCUGUCAGUGUUUGAGAACCUGGAGAUCAUCAGAGGAAGAACAACACGAGCUCAGCACAGUUUGGCGGUAGUGAGGGCAAAGCACCUCCGCUGGCUGGGCCUGCGCUCUCUGAAGGAGGUGAGUGCUGGCCGGGUGAUGAUGAAGGACAACUCUCAGCUCUGCUACACUGGGCCGGACCAGUGGACCCGCCUCUUCAGAUCCAACGACCAGACCACCAGCAUGCGUAACAACGCCCCCCCCGAAGUCUGUGAACAACAGAAUCAAACCUGUGACCUGGAAUGUACAGAUGAUGGCUGCUGGGGUCCAGGUCCUACCAUGUGUGUGUCCUGUCGCCACUUCAACCGUUGGGGGCGCUGUGUGGCAUUCUGUAACCUGCUGCAGGGCGAGCCCAGAGAGGUGGAGGUGAACGGCAGCUGUGUCGAGUGUCACCCGGAGUGUCUGCUGCAGAGAGGGACCCCAGCCUGCCAUGGACUGGGUCCAGACCAGUGCUCCCAGUGCGCCCAUUUUAAAGACGGCCCCCACUGCGUGCCACGCUGCCCCCAUGGUGUGCUGGGAGACAGAGACAUGCUGAUCUGGAAAUACCCUGACAGGACAGGCCAGUGCCAGCCCUGCCACCAGAACUGCACCCAGGGGUGUUCAGGUGCUGGACUCUCUGGAUGCACCGGUGCUGCCACCCACUCCAUGUUGGCGGUGGGCGUGGUUGGUGGGCUCUUGAUUGCUGUCAUUGUGUCAUUGGUUAUCUUUGUGCUGCUGCGGCGACGGCAAAUAAGGCAGAAGAGAACAUUGCGCCGUCUGCUGCAGGAAAGAGAGCUGGUGGAGCCCUUGACUCCGAGCGGUGAAGCUCCUAAUCAGGCGCUGCUGAGGAUCCUGAAGGAGACAGAGUUUAAGAAAAUCAGGGUGCUUGGCUCUGGGGCCUUCGGGACUGUCUUCAAGGGUCUAUGGAUUCCUGAAGGAGAAAAUGUGAGGAUCCCCGUAGCCAUCAAAGUUCUCCGAGAGGCCACAUCACCUAAAGCCAACAAAGAAAUCCUGGAUGAGGCGUAUGUGAUGGCAAGCGUGGAUCACCCUCAUGUGUGUCGUCUUCUGGGGAUCUGCCUGACGUCGUCAGUCCAGCUGGUGACUCAGCUGAUGCAGUAUGGCUGCUUGCUGGACUACGUCCGGCAUCACAGGGAACACAUCGGCGCUCAGUGGCUGCUCAACUGGUGUGUCCAGAUAGCUAAGGGCAUGAACUACCUGGAGGAACGUCACCUGGUUCAUCGAGACCUGGCAGCGAGGAAUGUCUUGGUGAAAACGCCAAACCACGUCAAGAUCACCGACUUUGGCCUUGCCAAGCUGCUGACAGCUGAUGAGAAGGAAUACCACGCCGAUGGAGGAAAAGUUCCCAUUAAAUGGAUGGCGUUGGAGUCGAUCCUCCAGUGGACCUAUACCCAUCAGAGUGAUGUCUGGAGCUACGGUGUAACAGUGUGGGAGCUUAUGACAUUUGGUUCCAAGCCGUAUGAUGGCAUCCCGGCCAGUGAGAUUGCCUCGGUGCUGGAGAGAGGAGACCGGUUGCCCCAACCCCCUGUCUGCACCAUUGAUGUCUACAUGAUCAUGGUGAAAUGUUGGAUGAUCAACCCAUCCAGUCGUCCCAGGUUCAGAGAGCUGAUAGUGGAGUUCUCAAAAAUGGCCAGAGAUCCGUCCAGAUACCUGGUCGUACAGGGUGACCUCCCCAGUCCCACAGACAGCAGGUUUUACUCUCGCCUGCUGAGCUCAGAUGACAUGGAGGACGUGGUCGAUGCAGACGAGUACCUGCUGCCUUACAAAGGACUGGAUAACCAUGACAACCAUCCCUGCAACGCCACGAACGGUCAUCCAGUCAGAGAGAACAGUAUCGCUCUGCGUUACAUCACCGAUCCAACUCACAAUGCACUGGAUAAGGAAGACUUCACCAGCCAUGAGUACAUGAACCAGAGUUUAAGUGAAACCAGCUGUAGCAGCAAGCUGCCGGAGGUUUUAAAUCCCAACUACGAGGACCUGAGCCUGGGCUGGGGUGCCGCCUCGCACCCCUCCCUGCGGGAGGAUCCGAAGCCUUUCACCCAAGUUCCUGAGGGACCCGAAUACCUGAACACUGCCCAAAACUCGCUCCCCCUGGCUAACAGCGACAGCCUCAACAACCUGGACUACCAGGCCGACUUCCCACCACAGGCAACGCCCCCUAGCACCAACCCCACCACUUUAACUGGGAACGGUCUUUUCCUGCCGGCAGCAGAGAACCUUGAGUACCUGGGUCUGGGUGCUGCACUGCACACCCCCGUCCGCUAGAGGGCAGCAACACUCAGAGAGUUUAGACUGAUGCUCUGAGGCUUCUGUGGCUGCAGACAGUAUUUAAUUUAUCUGUUUUAAUUGUAAAAAUUUCCAGGAAAUCCUGACUGGAACCCGCACGCUGACCAGACAACAGUUACUGAGGAAGAGGAGAGCCAGACUUUAAGCAGGGAUUCAAACCAACCUCCUGCUCACAAAGUGGAUGUUUCUUCAACUUUUAAAUGGCUGCAUUCAUUUGUUUGACACUUGGAGUGGGAACGUGAAAACCAAACAGUCAUAAGCUGUUGAGAUGGAAGUCUCUCAACAAAACUCACAUAAACUCUUCAGUGUCACCUGAACAGUGAUUUUAAUUGGUACAUCCCGGUCCCUCAGAUGGUAGUCUGACUCACCAGAUGUAGACUGUGGAUGGAAACCUGCCAGUGCCGUCUGCGUGUUACUGUUUCCAAAUGCCCUUCACUAUGGGAAGCAACAACCUUUGACAGCUUACACACCGAAAAAGGCACAUUUUGAUGAAGGUUUGGAUCGUGUAAUAAGACACAUCUGCUUUGUUGUUUCAGUGAAUUAUUUUAAAGAUCUAUAACGAAUAAAACCACUUGUGAACGCACCUCAGAAAAAUCCAGACUUACAGGACUCUCAUGCCUGAUGUUGAUCUGUUUGCUGAUCUGCUGACACGGUCAGUGGGAGUUAAUUUGCCACAUUUUAACUCUAGCAGCAGCACCUCCGCUCCAGUGACAGUUACUUCACUAACUGUACGUUAGGCGGAAAUCAUUCAUUUUCAAUGAGAGCCUGGAGACUUGGGCGACUUGGGCGACCUGGUCGUCAGCCGCGCGUCUUGGGCAACCAAAGCGACCGGAGCGGAGUUAAAACUCGUUUAACUUUAUGGUAAUGAGCUCUGACACAGUUCGGCGACAACCAAUCAGAAUGCUGACGUGCUUUGAUGAAGCGGGUCACAGAGAAAAAACCAUGUAAUGUAACUUUGGUUCCUACAGCACACUUGUUCCAACAAUGGAUAUCGAGAAGAUUAUAACUUGCGUUCGCGCCCACUCAGUCCUUUAUAAUAUGUUGCCAUUCACUUACAGAGAUCAAAAUAAAAAGAAUGAGGCUUAGGACUGCGUCACGGAUAUAGUUGGUUGGUCUGGGGAGUUAUAGGGCCCUAUUUAGAUGGUCUAAAACGCGAAGCGCCAGGCGUGCGGCGCAUGGGCGU
Messenger RNA from Epinephelus lanceolatus (giant grouper), 4915 nucleotides. RefSeq names its product melanoma receptor tyrosine-protein kinase-like. Gene Ontology annotation, biological process: positive regulation of epithelial cell proliferation; negative regulation of apoptotic process; neurogenesis. Gene Ontology annotation, cellular component: plasma membrane; signaling receptor complex; basal plasma membrane. The record is from RefSeq and is a predicted model, not a curated record. Gene Ontology annotation, molecular function: epidermal growth factor binding; epidermal growth factor receptor activity; ATP binding. NCBI's taxonomy places the organism in Eukaryota, Metazoa, Chordata, Actinopteri, Perciformes, Serranidae.